Racocetra persica is the source of this 1331-nucleotide messenger RNA. The record is from the annotation of a GenBank genome assembly. NCBI's taxonomy places the organism in Eukaryota, Fungi, Glomeromycota, Glomeromycetes, Diversisporales, Gigasporaceae.
AUGAUCCAAUAUCUACGACAAAAGAUUCAUGUCCAUCGUUAACAGAAAGUUUGAACAAUGAUUCAUGUGAGUCAAAAACAGCCACAUUAGACGCUAAUUUAGAAAAUGAAUCCAAAGUUUCCAACAUAGUUUCUGAAUGCUCUUUGAAAACACCUACGGAAAAAGAUUUAAAUCCAUCGUUAACAGAAAGUUUGAACAAUGACUCAUGUGAGUCUAAAACAGCCACAUUAGACGUUAAUUUAGAAAUUGUGUCUAAUUCCAACAUAUCUUCUGAAUAUUCUUUGAAAACAACGGACAAUAGUUUUAUUCAUCAAAUACAAGAAUUACACCCAAAAGACAGAAAAAUAAUAAAUCGAUUGUCUUUACCUUCAUAUCUUCCAUCUUUAAUAAACAAUUCAUUAGUAUCAACAACAUCGGUGACAAAAUUAUCGAGAUUGUCUGAAAACUUAUCCACAUCAGACGUCUGGAAAUCAUCAAAUAUGUCAAAAGAUAUGCAAACUGAUAUUGAAAUACCUUGUUCAAAUCCGGAAACAUUACCACAGGAUGUUCAGCAUUUAGCCGAAUUGUUCGAUAUGCGUGAUCCAAAUCAAAUAUAUGAAAACUUGAUUCCAAUCGCUGAAGGAGAAUCGGGUAAUAUGCAUUCCGCGAGUAAAAAAUCUUCACAGGAACCGGGUGUCACUGUGUGUCAGAUUCUAUAUGGGUUAGUGGUUAUGGAGUUUAUGGAAGUGUCUUUGGCCGACCUCAUCGCGGACGAAUUGCAGAUGAGUGAACCUCAGAUAGCACUUGUUACUCGAGAGAUUUUGAAAGCUUUGACAUAUCUUCAUAGCCAACGACGAAUACAUAGAGAUGUUCGUAGCGAUAAUGUCUUACUAAACGCACGGGGAGAUAUUAAACUUGCUGAUUUUGGGCAUGCUGCACAGUUGAUCGAUACGGAGCCUCACCGAAAAUCAUUUAUAGGUACUCCUUAUUGGAUGGCUCCUGAGGUUAUAAAAACCUUACCUUAUGAUACAAAGGUGGAUAUAUGGAGUCUUGGCGUCCUAUUGAUUGAAAUGGCAGAGGGAGCACCUCCGUAUAUGGAUAUGCCACCCCUAAAGGCUAUAUCUUUGAUAGUUCAGAAAGGUCUCCCCGACCUGAGUAAUCCAGAACAGUGGUCUGAUGCAUUCAAAGAUUUUAUUGCAAGUUGCACUGAAGCCGAUGUUAGCAAAAGAAAAACUGCGGAAGAAAUGCUUUCUCAUCCUUUUCUUGAACAUGUCUCCACAUCAAGUGAUUUUCAACAAAUAAUAGAGAAAUAUCGACAAUCAGAAGCAGAGAGAGAAGAAUCAGACGAAUAA